This is a messenger RNA of Penicillium longicatenatum, 345 nucleotides long. RefSeq lists its product as uncharacterized. The transcript has 2 exons. Lineage: Eukaryota; Fungi; Ascomycota; Eurotiomycetes; Eurotiales; Aspergillaceae. The coding region runs from base 1 to 345 and encodes 114 amino acids. The record is from RefSeq and is a predicted model, not a curated record.
AUGAAUAGAUUGUUGGUAGGAUUUCUGUUCUUUCAGUUGAUUCCUAUUAUCGAUGCUUUCUACGAUUGUCCUCGCCCGUCGUGUGAAACAUGCCUCUCUACGCUGGUUCAUGAUGCUCCCGAGAUCGGCUUCGACCUGACCCCCUCAUAUGGAACAGCUUCUAUACAGUACUACAACGGGACCGUCGUCGAAGUCGCCCAUAUCCAGGGUAAUUUCGAAUACCUUGAGCUUAUGAUGCGACUUACAGGCGAACCCAGGCCACAAUUAGACGGAACCAAUAUAUCUCCCUAUAAAGUCAUUCUUUCCCCAUUCUCUCUAUCUGACACGACUUCAUGGGGCGCUUAG